This is a messenger RNA of Capronia epimyces CBS 606.96, 1476 nucleotides long. RefSeq names its product glutamine synthetase. The coding region runs from base 1 to 1476 and encodes 491 amino acids. Gene Ontology annotation, molecular function: glutamine synthetase activity. Lineage: Eukaryota; Fungi; Ascomycota; Eurotiomycetes; Chaetothyriales; Herpotrichiellaceae. The transcript has 2 exons. The record is from RefSeq and is a predicted model, not a curated record.
AUGGCCAGCAACGACACAGGCGGCGAAGUCCUUACAGUCGACAACUUGGAGACCGCCCUGGCUAAGGACACCAAGGUCAAGCUCGCAGGCAUCGAUGUGGACGGCAUCCUCCGAGGCAAACUAGUCUCCAAGAAGAAGUUCCUCUCCGUUGCCAAAGACGGCUUUGGCUUCUGUAGCAUCGUCUUCGGCUGGGACAUGCAUGACCUGACCUAUUUCCGCGAACUCAAGAUCAGCAAUAAAGAGAAUGGAUACAAGGACCUCGUGGCCAAGAUCGACCUGGGCAGCUAUCGCCGCAUACCGUGGGAGGACAAUGUGCCGUUCUUCCUGGUCAGCUUCCAUGACCCGGACACUGGCAAGCCCAUCAGUGCAUGUCCCAGGAGUCUGCUGAGGACGACGGUCGAGAAGUUGAACAAGGCCGGCUACUCUGCCCUGGCUGGUGCCGAGUUCGAGUUCUUUACAUUCCGCGCCCCUCGCGAUCCGUCAAUCCAGACCAGUCAUGUCUCCUCGGCCACAACUGCCCCCUUCCUCCAGAACAACGCCGUGAGUGCCCUCCCUCAUCUCACCCAAGGCAUGUUUGGCUACUCUUUGACCGACCCGAUCCACAACCAAGACUGGUUUUACAGCGUCUUCGAGACCUGUGAGAAAUUCCGGGUCAACAUCGAGGGAUGGCAUACGGAAUCAGGGCCGGGUGUCUUCGAGGCUGCCCUGGAGUUUGGGGAAGUCACCGAGACGGCCGACAGGGGAACUUUGUUCAAGUACGUCGUCAAGGCCAUCGGUAGCAAGCAUGGCAUCACACCCUCCUUCAUGGCCAAGCCCAAGCAAGGCCUGCCGGGGAACAGUGGGCAUAUGCACUGCUCCAUUGUGGACAAGUCCGGCAAGAAUCUCUUCUACAGAGGUGAGAAGGAUCCCAACCCGCCUUACAAGGACCUCGAAUACGUGUCAGAUCUCGGCCGACAGUUUCUCGCCGGACUGCUGGACGGUCUCGCCGAUGUCAUGCCCAUCAUUGCACCCACCGUCAAUUCCUACAAGCGGUUGGUUGAGAACUUUUGGGCUCCAGUCACGGUGUCAUGGGGGUUGGAACACCGAGCGGCAUCGAUUCGGCUGAUUGCCCCUCCGACGGCGUCUGCCAAAGCAACCAGGUUUGAAAUUCGAGUGUGCGGCGCUGAUUGCAACCCAUCUCUUGUUCUUGCGACCAUCGUCGCCCUGGGAUGGAGAGGCAUCGAAAAGAAACUGGAAAUCAGCUUACCGCCGCUGGGCAAGGGCGACGAGGUGGGCAGUAGCACUGACAAAGGGGAACGGCUGCCCAAGAACCUCAAAGACAGCACGGCCAGAUUCGUGGCCAAAGGAAGCGUUGCUCGCGAGAUCUUUGGAGACGAGUUUGUGGACCACUAUGGGGGCACUCGAGAGCAUGAACUCCGGCUGUGGGACGAAGCAGUCACUGACUGGGAGGUAAAACGGUAUAUUGAGACUGUAUGA